Cylicostephanus goldi is the source of this 279-nucleotide messenger RNA. The record is from the annotation of a GenBank genome assembly. Lineage: Eukaryota; Metazoa; Nematoda; Chromadorea; Rhabditida; Strongylidae.
GGUGACAGUGGCGGAGGAGUGACCGCAACGAUUCGUGGAAGAAGUUACUUGUUGGGCAUAGCUGUUAUGGGGCCACCUUGUGAUCUCAUUGUUGCUAAAGCUGGGGCUCGUUUUCAUCCACAGGCAAGCAAAGUUUUGAAUGUCGUGUUAAUAUUUGCACCGACAUCAUGUACUACAAGAAGAUCAUCAAAAAAUGGAUUCUGGCAAAGAGGACUAGCAAACCCGAAGCUGCGAAACCACGGUACAGAAAGCCCCACAGUUUGUUCGAAGCGAUAUUAG